CAGGCACGCUAGCGCUGCUACAAGAGCUGGAAGAAGCAGCUAGCUGUGUGGAGACCCAGAACUAAGCAGAUCCAGUUCUUUAGAGCAGAGCAGGGGAGGGGAGGGGAGGGAGAGAGAGAGAGAGAGGGUACAGUGACCGGAAAAGCAUCUAGAGAAGAAAGCUCGCUGGUGUGCUGCAUUAAAGAAGAAGAAAGCUGGGGUAAGGAGAUACAAAACAAGAGGUAAUCAGAAAUACUGUCUUGAUUCUGCUUGAUUCAGAGAGCUGAAACGUUUAAUUGGUUUAGUUUUCUUAUAAUCUAGUAAUUGACGUAGUUUCAUCUAAGUUUUGCCUCAGAGAGACAGAACUGGAAGAGUAACGAAUGACUGAGAAGGUAAAGAAACUGAGACGAGAAAGAUCUACGGGAUAAUUACAAAGAAAGACAAACAGGACGGAUUGACAAAGGGAGGGAGCAGUCACUGUCCCGGCCGAUGGACUGUGGGCUGUGUGGUGAUCCGGAGGUCUGCACUCGUAUUCUCUGAAGCAGCUGGACCCCCUCAGAGAGCCAGACAGCCUGCAGACACCAUGAGGCUGCUGCUGCUGAGCUAUCUGCUGCUGACCGGAUCCCUGAGGGCCAUCGCACAGGAGCAGCUGGAGGGAAGUCAAGACGCUGCUCUGGACACGUACUGGUCCGGGACGGCCCCCCUGUGCGUGGGCGGGUGCCGCGGAAAGCACAAGGAGUUGAAGCAGGACGACUGUGGGGAUGGGAGCUGCUGCUGGCUGGGGUACAAGUCCUUCUGCAGAGUGAACUGUGGGAAGCCGGACUCUGAUUUCAACUCUCUUGUUUUUGGGAAUGACUGGUGGGUGGGCUCGGUGGUGAGGUACACCUGCCGGCCCGGCUUCCUGCUGAUCGGGGACCCCGCCCGGGCCUGCCAGUCCGACGGCAAGUGGACCCCCAAACCCAGCUGCCUCCGGAUCUGCCUCCGCGGCCGGCUGGAGAUCAACGAGAAGGACAUCGACGGCAGCUGCUCCUCCACCUGCUCCUCCAAGGCCCACUUCGGGUCCCUGAACCACGGCUGCAUCAAGAUCGACAACUGCCUCACCAAGCAGUCUGGCUGGAAGCGCUGGUUCAUGCGCUGUGACGUCUGCGAGUGUGACUGCUUCAUCCCCUGCAGUUCUUCCGGCUGAGUGAAUGGCACCACCCAGCUCCUGUUUGUAUUCAUUUUACAUUCCAACAAAGACUAAAAAAAAAAAAAAGAGCCUUUUCAAAUGGAGAGAGCCUCAUUGUCUCCACUAUUCUCAGGAAGUACAUUGAACAAUACAUGAGAAAAAAAACCAGACUAGCUGGUUGAGCUCCGAGGUCACUGGUAAACCUAGAACACAGAAGUGCAAUCCCAGAUGCCGAUUCCCAGGAAUCUCUCUCCACACUCCCAGAUCCACAGCCCUGCUCUGGAGAUGAGCACUGUGUUCCCAGGACCUCUCUGAUUGUGCAAUGAAGGGGGUUUGUCCAGAUCUCCUUGUCAAGGAUUCUCAAGGCAGACUGAACCCCAACAGGCUCAAAGGAGAGCAGUGCAGAGGCUACUCCACCUCUCUGCAUCCUGAACCCCUUGUUAGUCAGGCUUGGGAACGACUGAUAACGUCAGCUUCAUGCUGUAGAUGCUGAAAAAAACAAACAAAAAAAAAACAGGAUUUUCAAUUGUUCUCGUUUUUGUUUUGCUUUCCUGAGCUAUGGCAGAGCUGACGCUGCUACCUGCAGCAGCAGGAGGUUAUGGGCAGUUUGGAAGAGAGGGAGUUGGAAUAUGUCUACAGCUCAUACUGUCAGGGGGGGGGGGUGCAAACUAACCGGUGAGCCAACAAGGCCUGCUUUGUGAACACACCAAGGUCUUGUUUGACUGGUAGGGUGGUGUGCUGGCUGCUGCUGUUUGUUUUUCAUGGGUAGUUUGGGCCGCCUUCUUGGUUUAAGCCUCUGGGAUUAGCAAUCUGAUUUCAGACCACCUGGCAGAGCAAUCUGUCAGGAGCAAAGAACUUAAUCUUAUUACUGCUCAAGAUCAGGAGGGGAGGGGGGCAGGAAAAA
Molecule: messenger RNA, 2051 nt
Organism: Acipenser ruthenus (sterlet)
Lineage: Eukaryota; Metazoa; Chordata; Actinopteri; Acipenseriformes; Acipenseridae
Product: CUB and sushi domain-containing protein 1
Exons: 5
Coding region: 563-1165 (200 amino acids)
Source: RefSeq, a predicted model, not a curated record